Messenger RNA from Limanda limanda (common dab), 1888 nucleotides. RefSeq names its product glycerol-3-phosphate dehydrogenase [NAD(+)], cytoplasmic. Gene Ontology annotation, biological process: glycerol-3-phosphate catabolic process; carbohydrate metabolic process. Lineage: Eukaryota; Metazoa; Chordata; Actinopteri; Pleuronectiformes; Pleuronectidae. Gene Ontology annotation, cellular component: glycerol-3-phosphate dehydrogenase (FAD) complex; cytosol. The transcript is spliced from 8 exons. Gene Ontology annotation, molecular function: glycerol-3-phosphate dehydrogenase [NAD(P)+] activity; protein homodimerization activity; NAD binding. The coding region runs from base 60 to 1115 and encodes 351 amino acids. The record is from RefSeq and is a predicted model, not a curated record.
ACACACACACUCACGACCACAGACACACACUCACUCUCUUUCAGCAGCGGCUCCUCACGAUGGCAGCUCCCAACAAAGUGUGCAUCAUCGGCUCUGGAAACUGGGGUUCUGCCAUUGCCAAGAUCGUGGGUGCCAAUGCCACGCAGAAUCCAAAAUUCGAUGACACCGUCAAAAUGUGGGUGUUCGAGGAGAUGGUGAACGGGCGCAAGCUGACGGAAGUAAUCAACACUGACCACGAGAAUGUGAAGUACCUGCCCGGUCACACGCUUCCAGCAAAUGUGCUGGCCGUCCCCGACCUGGUGGAGGCGACCAGUGACGCGGACAUCCUGGUGUUUGUGAUCCCGCACCAGUUUGUCGGGAAAGUGUGCGACACCAUAAAGGGGAAGAUCAAGAGCGACGCACUGGGGAUUUCUCUCAUCAAGGGCGUGGACGAAGGACCCGAUGGACUUAGACUCAUCUCUGACGUGAUCCAGGAGAAGCUCGGCAUCAACAUGAGUGUGCUGAUGGGCGCCAACAUUGCCAACGAGGUUGCUGACGAGAAGUUUUGUGAGACCACCAUCGGAUGUAAGAAUAAAAACCACGGUGCUCUCCUGAAGGAACUCAUGCAGACCAACAACUUCAGAGUCACUGUAGUGGAGGAGUACGACGUGGUGGAAAUCUGUGGAGCCCUGAAGAACAUCGUGGCGGUCGGGGCAGGUUUCUGUGACGGUCUGGGCUUCGGGGACAACACCAAGGCAGCAGUGAUCAGACUGGGCCUGAUGGAGAUGAUUGCCUUUGCGCGCAUCUUCUGCACCGCUGGGCGCGUGUCCUCUGCAACCUUCCUGGAGAGCUGCGGCGUGGCCGACCUCAUCACGACCUGCUACGGCGGCCGCAACCGCAAAGUAGCAGAGGCGUUUGUGAAGACCAAGAAGUCCAUUGAGGAGCUGGAGAAAGAGAUGCUGAACGGCCAGAAGCUGCAGGGACCAGCGACAGCAGCUGAGGUCUAUCUCAUCCUCAAACACAAAGACCUCAUUGACAAGUUCCCGCUGUUCAAUGCAGUGUAUCAGAUCUGCUACCAGGACCAACCAGUCACAGAGUUCAUACGCUGUUUGCAGAACCACCCGGAGCACAUGUAACAGAACAACCAAACUGACCAAGUGCCUUCUGUUUAUCUCAACUGUAUGUUCAGCUCGGUUUUGACCACUUUGUUCUUAACAUUCAGUUUUUGACGUCUUAAAGUGCUUCAUUCCCUGACUCACACUGAAACUUGAAAGAUAGUUGUUGGGACCGUAUAUGAUGGUCCAACUACUUUUUGUUUUUGCCUGAGAAAUUCUUCUGGUGCCAGAUGAAAUCAAAAUGCAUGAUGUUCGUUUUAAAACAGGAAUCCACAUCCACGUUAUGGUUAACGCAUGUCUUUCUCGGACCAUAAAUGUUCAUCAGUAAACUGACAAUGUUGAUGUGGCAUCAUUACAUCACGCAUUCUGAUUUCCACAGGCCCACUCCUCAGGGCAUGGUACCUCAUCUCAAAUAGGUGUUGCCGUCCAGUGAGCGCCGUGUCCAUCAUCUCUACAAGUUAUUUAAUCGUAGAUGUAAUACCUCACUUUGUGUCUUACAUAAUUCACUGAUAUUUCCUGUCUUGUACUGUAUUAUUAACAAACUGUCGAUCGCACACAGCAACCGUUUUAAUAUGAUGAACAUGCGAGUAAGUGCCUUUAGAUGCACGGUUGCUACAUCUUGGACGUUGUCUCAUUUAGUAUUUUGGGUCAAACCAAAGACUUACAGCAUCUACUUAACGUCCGUCCACUUUGCCUUUUGUUACUGUGAACCUGCCUGACCCGUUUAUCAGUUAUGAGUUAUUGUGUUGGAAAUAUGUCAACUUCUGUCUGUGAAUAAAUUAAAUCUGUCAUCA